This is a messenger RNA of Prunus armeniaca (apricot), 1194 nucleotides long. The record is from the annotation of a GenBank genome assembly. NCBI's taxonomy places the organism in Eukaryota, Viridiplantae, Streptophyta, Magnoliopsida, Rosales, Rosaceae.
AUGAACGAUCCUCUCUUCAAGGCUUUCAAAACUGGAGUCGUAGCUCUCGCUGAAGGAAUAGCAGUAGGGACAGGGAGAAGCUUUUCCAUGUUCAAGAAUUACCACAUUGAUGGGAACAAAGAAAUGAUUGCCAUUGGGAUGAUGAACAUUGCUGGUUCUUGCACUUCUUGCCACCUCACCACAGGCCAUUUUCCAGAUCAGCAGUUAACUACAAUGCAGGAUGGCAAUGUCAACGUUGUCAUGGCAAUUGCGGUUAUGUCACAUUGUUGUUCCUCACUCCUCUGUUCCAUUACACUCCCCGUCAUUUUCUUAUCCGGAAGGAAUUUGGGAAUUCCGGUUGUACCGUUGCGUAGAGCACGACGGAAUUGCCCCCGUCUCUCUCACACUCUCUCUCUCCCGCGCGUCGCCUCUCUCUCUCCUCUGGUUCGCGACAGCCACCGUGGCCGACCACGUUUUGGCCGGCCGUUCGCUCGUCCGGCCACCAAAGUCGACGGGGCCGGUACCAAAAUGACCGGGCCGCCGUCCUCUUCCUACCCCAGCCAGGUCUCGCCGUCAGCCGUCGAGAUUUCGCCGGAAAAUCGAAGAGAAAAGCUCGGUUUCGCCCGAAACUUCGCCGGCUUCGUUCUCCGUCGUCCGGCCGCCAUUUUUGGCGAUCAAGUUAGGGUUCGGCCGGAUUUCGGGAUGAGAUUCCGGCCACUUCCGGUCAGUUUUUGGGGUACGUCCAAGAACAAAAGUGACUCCAAAUUAGGUGUAUUACCUAGGGUAGGAGUCUGGGCUCCGAUUUGGAAGUUUUCCGGCGAUGGGUAUCGCUUUGGACACCCACGCGCUGCCGGCGCGUGUGGCGGCGCGUGGGCACUAGUCCCGAACGGAUAUCGCAUAUCGCGUGUUUUCCGGGUUCGCUGGGUUUGGACCGUUGGAUGGAUUCGACGGAUCGUAAAACGGAGUCCCGGAUACUCCGGAAAUGCCAACCCUGGGGUUAGGGUUUUAGUAACCGUCCGAUCGUGUGAUCGUGAGCGAUCCGACCGUCCGAUCAGACCAAACUUGCAGGACGUGCAUCCUAGAGCUUGUAGAACCUAUAGGAACUUUCGGAUCGGAAAUUGGAGGUCGUGGGCCCCGCGGGCCCGUUGGACCAAGGUUGGGUAUUUGACCCUGGCCCCGUACUGGCCGGGUACGUCCCGACGUAUGAGUGGGUGA